Messenger RNA from Phymastichus coffea, 12810 nucleotides. RefSeq names its product voltage-dependent calcium channel type A subunit alpha-1 (gene Cac). The transcript is spliced from 32 exons. The record is from RefSeq and is a predicted model, not a curated record. Gene Ontology annotation, biological process: calcium ion import across plasma membrane; chemical synaptic transmission. Gene Ontology annotation, molecular function: high voltage-gated calcium channel activity; calcium ion binding. NCBI's taxonomy places the organism in Eukaryota, Metazoa, Arthropoda, Insecta, Hymenoptera, Eulophidae. Gene Ontology annotation, cellular component: voltage-gated calcium channel complex; membrane. The coding region runs from base 1 to 5937 and encodes 1978 amino acids.
AUGCUGGGUAGCGUGGGGGGUCGGCACGUGUCUACGCGCCGCAGGGGCAGCAGCCCCAUGGUGCGUGCUGGUGCGGGCCUCGUGGUUGCUAAUUCGCUGGGCGACAAUGACACGCCGCUUGGCUCGUCGCCGAGAUACGCACGCAGAAGAACCGCCGUCACUACCAGCGACCACAAGAACUGCGCCCUCGUGCAAACCAGACUCAAGCUCGGCGACAUCAUGUUGGCAGCGCAAGAGGCGGCACAAAGGGACUCUGCGUAUACAAGUCAGUACAGGAGGCGGCAGAGGGCGAUCGGUCUGAGCGGUCUCGGUGACUGGGCCGGCGCUGGAGGGGAGGUAACAGGUCUAGGAGGAAUGGCGCCGGGCCGGGAUCAGGGUGGCUCGGGGGACGGGGGCGGCAAGGGCCCCUCGUCCCUGUUCAUCCUGAGCGAGGACAACUGCAUUAGGAAACACACGCGCUUCAUAAUCGAAUGGCCGCCCUUCGAGUACGCCGUCCUCCUGACCAUCAUCGCCAAUUGCGUGGUACUGGCCCUCGAGGAACAUCUGCCGUGCCACGACAAGACCAUCCUCGCCAAAAAGCUGGAGACCACGGAGAUCUACUUCCUCGGCAUAUUCUGCGUCGAGGCCAGCCUUAAGAUCUUGGCGCUCGGCUUCGUGCUCCAUCGUGGCUCCUAUCUGCGCAACGUCUGGAACAUCAUGGAUUUCUUCGUAGUCGUCACCGGGUUCAUCACGGCGUUCCCGCAAGGCAUUAAUCUGGAUAUGGAUCUGCGCACUUUACGUGCGAUACGCGUGUUACGGCCGCUCAAACUUGUCUCCGGCAUACCAAGUCUGCAGGUGGUGCUCAAGUCGAUCAUCAAGGCGAUGGCCCCGCUCUUGCAGAUCGGCUUGCUCGUCUUGUUUGCCAUCGUCAUAUUCGCCAUCAUCGGACUCGAGUUUUAUUCGGGGACUCUCCAUAAGACCUGUUACAGCAUCGAAAACGCAAUGCAGAUCGUGAAAGAGGGCGAGCAACCAAAUCCAUGCAACACAGACAUCCAGGACGAGGCGCCGGCGGGUGCGCACGUAUGCAACGCUAACACCUCGAAGUGCUCUGAUCGCUGGGAGGGACCAAACAACGGCAUCACCAGCUUCGACAACAUUGGCUUCGCCAUGCUCACCGUCUUCCAGUGCAUCACCAUGGAGGGCUGGACUGCCAUAUUGUACUGGACGAAUGACGCUCUCGGUAGUACGUUCAACUGGAUAUACUUUAUACCGCUGAUCGUCAUCGGAUCAUUCUUCAUGCUGAAUCUAGUUCUCGGUGUGUUGAGCGGAGAAUUCGCGAAGGAGAGGGAGAAGGUGGAGAACCGGCAGACUUUUCUCAAGAUGCGCAGGCACCAGCAGCUCGAGCGCGAGCUCAACGGCUACGUCGAGUGGAUCUGCAAAGCAGAGGAAGUCAUACUCGCCGAGGAACGAACGACAGAGGAGGAGAAAAUGCACAUCAUUGAAGCGAGAAGGAGAGCAGCGGCCAAAAAGAAAAGGCUGAAAAACUUGGGCAAAAGCAAAAGCACGGACACAGAGGAGGAGGACGCCGAAGAUGAACAGGAAGAUGGACUCGGCAGAGCUUCGUAUCUCAAAUCAAAGGUGAAAAAUCAAGGAGCCUGCGCGGAAUUCUGGCGCAACGAGAAGAGGUUCCGUUUCUGGAUAAGGAAAACGGUGAAGACUCAAUGGUUCUACUGGUUCGUGAUCGUCCUCGUGUUCUUCAACACUGUGACCGUGGCCGUCGAACACUACGGCCAGCCCCAAUGGCUCACAGACUUUCUUUUUUACACCGAGUUUAUAUUUUUGGGGCUGUUCAUGUGCGAGAUGGUGAUCAAGAUGUAUGCUCUGGGGCCACGCAUCUACUUCGAGUCGAGCUUCAAUCGCUUCGAUUGCGUGGUGAUAUCAGGCUCGAUAUUCGAGGUGAUUUGGUCGGCAUUAAAAUCCGGCUCGUUCGGCCUUUCCGUCCUACGUGCCCUCAGACUCUUGAGGAUCUUCAAAGUAACCAAAUAUUGGUCGAGUCUACGUAAUCUCGUCAUCUCACUGCUCAACUCGAUGCGCAGCAUCAUUUCCCUCCUCUUCCUGCUCUUCCUCUUCAUUCUUAUAUUCGCCCUACUCGGCAUGCAGCUGUUCGGCGGUCAAUUCAACUUCGACAGCGGCACGCCACCCACCAACUUCAACACCUUUCCCAUCGCACUUCUCACUGUCUUCCAAAUAUUGACUGGCGAAGAUUGGAACGAGGUCAUGUACCAAGGCAUCCAGUCCCAGGGUGGGCACAAGAAAGGCAUGAUCUACUCCUUGUACUUCAUAGUCCUGGUGCUCUUUGGCAAUUACACACUGCUAAACGUAUUCUUGGCUAUCGCCGUGGACAAUCUCGCGAACGCGCAAGAGUUGACAGCGGCCGAAGAGGAGCAGGAGGAAGAAGACAAGGAGAAGCAACAGCUCGAGCUCGAGAAGGAGAUGGAGUCGUUGCAGAAGCCAAGCGAUGGUAGCGGGCCCAAAGUGGAAAUCAGUCCUCCAAGUCCAACGUCUAAUUUCAAAGAUGGGAAAGGCGGCAAGCAGGCGUCAGAAGAGAAGAAGCAGGAGGAAGAAGACGAUUCGGGACCAAAACCAAUGCUGCCGUAUUCCUCUAUGUUUAUACUGUCCCCGACGAACCCGGUGAGGAGAGGCGCUCACUGGGUGGUGAACCUGCGCUACUUUGAUACCUUCAUAAUGGUGGUGAUCACGCUGUCGAGUAUAGCGCUGGCCGCCGAGGAUCCGGUCUACGACAAGAACCCGCGCAAUACGAUACUCAACUACUUCGACUACGCGUUCACCGGCGUUUUCACCAUCGAGAUGAUCCUCAAGAUCGUCGAUCUCGGCGUGAUACUCCAUCCGGGCUCGUAUCUGCGCGAGUUCUGGAACUUCAUGGACGCGAUAGUGGUGGUGUGCGCGGCAGUGUCGUUCGCGUUCGACAUGAUGGCCGGCGAGGACGGCGGUGGUGCCGCGAGCAAAAAUCUGUCGACCAUCAAGUCGCUUCGUGUGCUUCGGGUGCUCAGGCCCCUCAAGACUAUUAAGCGAGUGCCCAAGCUCAAGGCGGUCUUCGACUGCGUGGUCAACAGCUUGAAGAACGUCAUCAACAUUCUCAUCGUGUACAUCCUCUUUCAAUUCAUCUUCGCUGUGAUCGCGGUACAGCUGUUUAACGGCAAGUUCUUUCAUUGCACGGACGAGAGCAAGUACACCAAGCCGACAUGCCAGGGCUAUUUUUUCAUAUUCGAGGAGGGCGAGCUGCACCCGCAGGCCAAAGAGCGCGUCUGGGAGUCGCAGCCGUUUCACUACGACAACGUCAUGAUCGCGAUGCUGACGCUAUUCGCUGUGCAGACGGGCGAGGGAUGGCCGCAGAUCCUGCAAAACUCCAUGGCCGCCACUUACGAGAACCAGGGUCCCAUACAAAAUUUUCGCAUCGAAAUGUCUAUAUUCUACAUUGUCUACUUCAUCGUCUUUCCAUUCUUCUUCGUCAACAUCUUCGUGGCCUUGAUUAUCAUUACGUUUCAAGAGCAAGGCGAAGCCGAGCUCCAGGACGGGGAAAUUGAUAAGAAUCAGAAAUCUUGUAUAGACUUUACGAUACAGGCUAGACCGCUCGAAAGGUAUAUGCCGAAAGAGCGUAACAGCAUGAAGUUCAAAAUAUGGAAGAUAGUCAUGUCAACGCCAUUCGAGUACUUCAUUAUGAUUCUUAUCGUACUUAAUACACUUUUACUCAUGAUGAAGUACCACCGGCAGAGCGAUGUCUACAAGAAUACACUUAAGUACAUGAACAUGUGCUUCACCGGGAUGUUCACCAUCGAGUGCAUUAUGAAGAUCGCCGCGUUUGGCGUCAGGAACUUCUUCAAGGAUCCUUGGAAUACGUUCGACUUCAUCACGGUCAUCGGUAGCAUCGUGGAUGCGCUAGUCGUCGAAUUCGGGGAUGCCAUCGCGCGUUUAUUUCAAGCCGGGGCAAAGAAGAGGGAGAACUUCAUCAAUGUCGGCUUCCUUCGGCUUUUUCGUGCAGCUCGUCUCAUCAAACUACUGCGGCAAGGCUAUACCAUACGAAUAUUACUUUGGACAUUCGUUCAGUCAUUUAAAGCUUUACCUUACGUAUGUUUACUUAUAGCCAUGCUCUUUUUCAUCUACGCUAUAAUCGGCAUGCAGGUGUUCGGUAACAUCGACCUACAAGAGAAAAACGCGAUCAACAAGCACAAUAAUUUUCAGAGUUUCAUUCAAGGUCUGAUGUUACUAUUUCGAUGCGCGACGGGCGAGGCAUGGCCGAACAUCAUGCUGGCGUGUGUGGCAGAAUCAUCGUGCGAUCCUCGUUCGAAGGAGACGGGAAACAAAUGCGGCUCGAACCUCGCCUACGCCUACUUUGUCAGUUUCAUCUUCUUCUGUUCGUUCCUCAUGCUGAAUCUCUUCGUCGCUGUCAUUAUGGACAAUUUCGAUUACUUGACCCGUGACUCUUCUAUUCUUGGUGCUCAUCAUCUCGACGAGUACGUCAGGAUAUGGGCCGAAUACGAUCCAAACGCUACGGGCAAAAUAGCAGUGGAAGAAAUGUUUGAUAUGCUGAAAAAUAUGGAUCCGCCGCUGGGUUUUGGUCAAAAAUGUCCCUCAAGGCUAGCGUACAAAAAACUUAUUAGAAUGAACAUGCCAAUGGACGAGGAAGGAAAAGUCCAAUUCACCACAACUCUGUUUGCAUUGAUCAGGGAAAAUCUUAGCAUUAAAAUGAGAAGUGCCGACGAAAUGGACCAAGCGGACGAGGAACUAAGGGAAACUAUUAAAGCUAUUUGGCCUAUCCAAGCCAAAAAGAUGUUAGAACUUCUAGUGCCGAGGGCAGAAGAAAUAAGAAAAAAUAACAGACUAACAGUUGGUAAGAUUUUCGCCGGCAAGUUGAUACAAGAAAGCUGGAAGUCCACAAGGUUUGGCCAGAGAGAAUCUACCCAGAACGAUAAACUCGAUCUUAUCGAUAAUGAAAAUGCUGGGCAAAGUGCCGAGGCCCAGGCGGUAAUGGAUCUACAAGACGUGGUGAUAAGCGAUUCACGAGCUGGUAGCCUAGAGAGCCUCACGCAUCCCGGAGACAGGCUUCAUCCACAUCAUCCCGCGCAUGCUGGCAGGCAUUCAAGGUCGCCAAGUUUGAGAUCAAUGCUCAGAUCACCAUCGCCAAGGCAACGAGGUUACGAUCAUCGAGGUCAAUACCACGACGGUCUGGGUUUUAGCGACACGGUCAACAACGUGGUCGAGAUUCAGAGGCACGUGCACCCCGGAGCUCAGUAUCCUUAUAAACGAAAAACUCGAGAUUAUUACGACCACUACGACUAUUACGACGAUGGUCCAUGGAGCGCCUCGACGUCACCAGCGCGGUCGCCUUCACCGGUGCAUCGUAUAGACCACGCGGAUUAUCGAGGUCACCGUUACGGUACCACCUCGCUGGACCAGCGCUCGCGGUCGCCCUCGCCGAUGACCGGCAGACGCAGCGGCGUCGGACCCCACCACCACCACUACCACCACCAACCGCACCAGCACAGCUACCCGGUGUUGGUCACCCGGCGGCAGGGCUACGGCAGGCGGCUGCCGCCCACGCCGAACAAGCCGUCGACGCUGCAGCUGAAGGCGCCGGCGAACAUCAACUUUCCGAAGCUAAACGCUUCGCCGACCCACGGGCCCGGCGCCGCGGCGGCGGCGGCGGCGGCGGCCGGCCAGCUGCCACCGUCGAGCAACGGACUCGGCGGCGCCCCGGGCAGCCAGGCGCUCGUCGGCGCGCCCGGCAGCGUGCUCCCGCUCAGCUUCGAGCAGGCCGUCGCCAUGGGACGGGGAGGCAGGCUGCUGCCAAGCCCCGUGCCGAACGGCUACAAGCCCCAGGCGAAACAGCGAGCGCCGCGCUCCAGGCACUCGGACAGCGACGACGACGACUGGUGCUAGCCCCGGUGGCGGCCGGCACCUCACUGCCAUCGGCGAGAGGCGGCAACCGACGACCGCACCACGGAGUCAUCCUCCACCUCGUCAUCGUCUCUUUCGCUCUGAGCGGUCCUCGUUGGCGCCCUGCCUCGCUGCUGCGCCAGCGAGCCUCGUCCCCAACGCCCGCACGAACACCCUCUCAUCUCUUUCGCCGCGCUCCGCGGCAAGCGCGUCGACGAACUAUAGCUGUGACCAGCUACGAGUACGAAUGUGUUACGAGUGCGAGAGAGCGACAGAGUAAGCGUUGUAUAAUCGACGAAACAAACAAUGAUAAUAUAUCUUCGACGAGUUCUUUUUUCUAUUAAACGGAGCGGGACUAUUUGAACUAAUCCUCAUAGAGAUUUUAUCACUUGCACGACCGAUUGUACAUACACCCAAGCCAAAGAUUAAGCCACAAGUAACAAACCAAAAUCGAGGUAGUUCUUUUUUUUUAUUGAAUAAGGUGUAAACGAACAAACGGGAACGUUAUUAUACCGAUAUCGACGUCGUAUAUAUGUGGAUUACAUAUACAUAUUUAGCGAGGCUCCUCGGCCUCUUCUUAUUGUAAAACAUGGACGCAUCGUCGAAGAUUUUUCAUAUUUUUUCCAGUUUUCGCUGAAUGAUUUAUCGAGAAAACAGCAACAAACAUACACGAUUACACGUGGGCCACAUCUUUCAAACACACACACGUACUCGGACACACUCAACCUUUUUAUACCGAUUAUAAAAAUUAUAUAAUGAUAUAAUGAAAGAACAGAAAAAAAACAAGAAUUAAAAUAAUACCGCAAAAAAACUUAUUUACUGAAAGAAAGUAAACACGAGUCGGGGAUGCGUCUCUGGUUAGCUUUUUAGGAGCCUAGUACGACUGCAAAUGUUAGAAUUGCAUUUUUCUCGCGUUCCUUCCGAACUGCCAAAAUUAUCAAACGUAUAUAAAUAGAAGAUGCGAGAGUUAUUAUCUGUGAGAAAGCGCGAGUAUACGAGAAUAAGUCCACUACAAGUAUAAAUGACUCAAAAAAGUAUACAUUACUUCAAUAGUACGAACGAGAGGAAAAAAAUAAAAAUGAAAAAAAAUAAAUAAAUAAAAGAAUCGAGCCUUUGAACGGACAUUAAUCGGACUGAUACAUUAAGGCAGCGCCGUGAAAGUCUGAGAAACACAUAUACACUCCUCAUCAGCACGUGACUAUGAAAUCACGUUUAAUAGAGUGUAGAGUCAUUUAAUAGGAGGUCGAUUUCGCGAUUUUCUUGCAGAACAAAAAAAUGGAAGAAAGAGAGAAGUGUUGAAGAAAUGGAAAUCGGCGCGACUGUUAUUUGAGCGGCCAGAAUCGUGGUGAAUGGUUUAGCCUGAUUGCGUACGAAAUUUGUAUAAAUAAUGCCACCACGUGUGAAUAGUCACGAUUCCUUUACUACGGUUCUCGGCUCGCUGAAAAUUCAGAUAAAUUACUCUGUACGUGGACAGUGGUAAGGGAUACCAAUUUUAUUGUUAUGCUUAUUAAAUAUUAUCGAGAAAACAAAUUCAAUAUUACAAAUGAGAAAGAGAAGAGCAUUGUAAUUAUUGCGAAAAAAGAUUGCAAAACGAAAAUGUUAUCCCAAGUAAUUGUGAGGAUUUUAGAAAUUUAACGAUGUUUAUUUUAUCUGUCGAUCAGUAUAUUUUUUUCUGGAAAUGUUCGUUUUUGUUUAAAUGUGAUCAAGUAAAAAAAUUAUAUUACGUCAAGUUUUUAAUGUUAUAUUUAAUUGCGUGCAGUGCAUCGCCAAGACAUAUAGUAUAUAACAAUCAUAAUGAGUCUGUUUUGUUUUACCUUUGUGCAUCUAUAGAUAUUUUAUAAAUUGUUUGUUCAUUAAUACCAUUGAUAGGGCAUAUUAUUAUUUUAGAAUAGAGAGCAUUAUUCUGAAAAGUAUUAAAACGAAUAUGUUUAUUUUAUAGCACUGUUUUGUGCAAAAAGCGAAAUAGAAAGUGUAGCGCCAAAAUAAAAAAUACAUAAAAUAAGUUAUUAAAAAUAUGAAUUCAAAUACAUUACAUAACUGCCAAUGUGUAUUAAGUGUUUGAAUAAUAAAAAAAGAAAACAAGUAAAUAAUGAAGGACAAAGCGACAAGAGGUACGAUUACAAAAAAAUAUAAGUAACUACAUAGAAUCGUGGUAUAUGAAACUUGUAUUAAUAAAGUAUAAUAUAACUUGCUGGCAAAAAAAGUGAAUUAUAUGUUAUUCGUGAAUAAUAACAAAGCAAAUAUUAUUAAUAUUAUUCGUGGGUAGUGUUUCUCAAGAUAUCGUAGAAGAUCGAAAUAUUAGAGCUUAAAUAUUCGCUUCCUUCUCCAACUUUUUAUCGUAUAUUACCUUUGAUGAUAUCGUUCUUUUUCUUUUUUUUUUGUAUUUACUUGUCUUGCAUAUCUUGAAGUAAUUCUAUAAUUGUUUUUUAGGUAACAAUCUAUUUAACGUAGAAUAUUUAUUAUUCGCGCGUUGACUCACACAAAAACGAUGGUUGUGCAAAUUCGUAAAAUUACAAAUGCGUUCGAAAAGAUGAAAGAAAAAAGAAAUAUCAAAACAAAAACGAAUAUAAGUCGUUGCAAAAAAGAAAAAAAAAACGAAGUGAAUUCGCAUGACAAUGAGAAUCAGACGCAACCAAACAAAGCCUCGAUAGAAUUUUUGCGUCUUUAUUGAUCAGGAUCGCGUGGUUUCUUCCCUUAAGUGCUUUAUAAAACAAAAAAAAAGAACUCAUUCGUAUGUAUCUCGUACAUCGUUUGCGUUAUAAUAGAUACUCUAUCCGCGACGAAGCGCGCGCUCGCACUUGACAACUGGCGAGCACAUUCCGUAAAUUGACACGUGAUCGUAAGAGUUUAAGAAAAUAUAAAAGUAUAUAUAAAAAAAGUUAUAAGACAGUAGUAGGCUUAAUCGUAUUAUCAUAUAAUAUUUUUCUGUGAUAAAUCCGAUUGAUUAUAAUAAAUAAACGAGAAAAAAAGAAGAGAUAUGGAAACGAGAGCUAUGAAGAAGCUUAGUGGUCUGCGUUUAUAAAUAUUGCAACCCUGAUAUGCGUUUAUCAUAUAUAAUAUAUAUGAUUAACAUGUACGCGUCACACAAAAACCUACGUUACAUCACAUACAAGUGCGGGAGUAUGUGUGCAAGACGACCGAACGUUGCUACAAGAUUCAUUCGUUACACGUAAUUAAAAUAUACAUAAAUAUAUAUUUAUCGAUGCCGCGUAUGUCGAGCUACGAAUUAAACAGACUCGAGUAUACAUAUAUGCGUUAAUUGUAGUCUUAGUGAUGACUUCGCGUAGCCAAUCUUUCAUUUUUAAAUUUCUAGGCUUAUAAUCUUUUGAAAUUUUAAAAUCAUGUGUGACCAACAUUUCCAACGGCGCUGUUAACGGAGAAAGCAUUGAUGUCCUUCAUUCGUCUGUUAAUUAAAUGAUAGACUACAGAUACAACAGAAAAAUAUAAAGACUCUCGUAAGUAAUUUUAAUAAUUAACAAUGUCAUGCUAAGAAAACAACUUAACGAGAAAGAGUGUGUGAUUUUAAUAUUUCAGUAGUUUUUUUUUGCGCGAAUGAAAAGAUUUAUGAAAAAAUCUGACAAAUAAUUUGAACUACCGGAAAAAUGUCUUGUUAUGAAAUCGAAAUAUAAUUAUUGGUUAUUAUUAAAGUAUAAAAACUAAGUUGAAAAUUCAAAAGUUUAUGAAAUAAGUAUAAUCUAUAGUUAAAUUUAGAUGUACAACUGAAUAUUUAAGAGUCAUUCGAAACAAGAAAAUACUUGAAAUGGAAAUGUAAAUACAGUGAUUAGUUAUAAAUCUCAUGGAUACUCAAACUCGCCAAUUUCAGAAAUAAAUUACCUGGUAGAUUUUCGGGGUUUUAGUUUAGAUCUUCAUUGCCCGUAUAAAUAAAUAAACGAAAGAUAAAGCAUACGAAGAUAAAUAUAAUUAUAUGUUGUACCGAAAUUUAAAUGUAUAAAAAGUAUGUCAUAAACAAAGUUUCCACGUAAAAUGCAGAGUGUAUGAAUAUUGCGAUUACAAGAUUUUUCUACUUAUCUAUACAUACAUAUUUCUCAUUCAUUAUAAACAAUUACACGGAUUACAUGAUUUAUGCCUAAUUUUUCUCAAUUCACUUGCGUUGGGAUUUUCUUCAAAAUUUCAUGAAAAUUUAUACGAUUGCUUUACGAAUUGUCCAAUCGAAUCGAGAAAAACUACGGCAAUGAUACGAUUAUUUAGCUUGCAUUGAACUAUAAAUGAUUACACAACGUCCACGAAUGAGUGUGAUAUUUAUCGCAUGUGACUCUAGCGAAGUGAUUCAGAACGAAAUUCCCAUUAUUACACGACAAAAUUCAAGUGAAAUCUAUUUAUUAACGACUAAUUACAAACAUAAAAAUACUUCAACAGGAUGAGAUUAAAUAACCCCAUCGAUGAUAAAAGAAUUUAAGAAAAAAAUAAAUAUAAAUAAUAAAUACGAAUGACAAAAAAUAUAUAUAUAUAUAUUCCCUAAGACAUUAGACCUCCGGAGCUGGCGACACAGCUCUACUAGAGUUUCAUACUUUUGCAAAUAAUAAUCGAACUCGUAGACACUUUGAUAUAAUCUCUAAACUUAAUUACAAAAUAAUCCGAAUGAUGGAAAUUAAUGUUUUUUAUUAAGAUGCAAAAAAACCAAGUUUUAUCGGUGUUCUUUUUGGAUGAAUCGAAUGGGACUGGCAUAAAUGUGUCUGAAUAAAUCUUAAUUCUAGCAUUUAAGAAAUAAGAGUGCGAGAGAUGAAUAAUAAAAGAAUCCAGUUUUAAGUAGCUUGUGUGCAAUGUUUGAAAAAACAGCGAGGAUUGGAUAUGUAUCUAGAUAGAUAGUCUUGUUAAACCUUUUUCGCUUAUAUUGUUUAAAUACAUACAAUAAAACAAAAACCUUGCUUUAUUUCAUUCAUUUCAAAGAAAUUAAUUUUCUUUGUGACUUUCCUUACACGUUGAUUUCUUUCCUUACCUAAGUAUUAUUUUCAUUUCAAAUCUUCCUUAAUCAAGCGAAAAGGUUCUUUCAGCAUGAUAAUGUACUUGCAACACAACGAAAACGCUGGUUAUGCUCGCAAUAUUUUUGGCCGAACACGAACGUCUACUUUGUUUAUUUUUUUUAUUGUCUGCUGCGAGAGUCUGACAUAUUACGUUGUAGUAGGCGCGCACACACACAUACGCGCGCGCACACGCACACACACGCACACAUAAAACUGACUGUCGGACGGGAUUACAUCGGAGACUCUCGAAUUGCAUAAAUAUUUAACAUAGAAAAACCGUGUUUGUGCGAAAAAUGAAAUAAAAUAACGAUUAGAGUUUAAUAAAAAAAAAAAUAAAACCAAAAAUGUGUAUCAAAAUUGAAAAGUGUGCGAGUGAGAAGCUAAGAGGCAAGCUGCUCGGGAAGUUUCGAGCUGUCAUAAAUCAUCGAUCACGUAAAAUAGGGAUGUAAUACUUGUAAGAAUAAGAAAAAAAAAUGGAUCUGUCUUUCAUCUCUCUUCGUAGAGAGUGUCAUAGUAAACGUAAAUUUUAUUAAUCUUCUUACCUUUUAAAAUAAAACAAAUAUAAUAAACGGAACGAAAUGAUUAAUAACAUCAGUUUCCGGGCAGUCUACCGUCUAGCCUCUCGUCACUGUGUAAACUUACUGUAUAUUACCUAAGCUCUAUGUACAUACUUAUUCACGAAAUUCGUCCUUUUCUUUGUCCACACACACACACACACACACACACACACACACACACACACACACACACACACACACACACACACACACACACACACACACACACACACACACACACACACACACACACACACACACAACCAACCAACCACAGGAAACUUACACGUGUAUGUGUGUGUGUGUGUGUGUCUUUUAUUUAUAUAUAUAUAAGAUGAAAAAACCAAUGAAAAAGAGUCUACCUUUAUAUAUACUAUACGUAUACGUACAUUAUAACGAGAGUAAUUUGUGAAUUAUACUUGAGAGGCGAAUCGGAUUAAAUGUGUAUGUGCGCGAAAUCGAGAGAAAAAAAUACUAUCGACGAUAUCGAAAAAAAAUUUCGCAUACUAUGUAACGUCAAACGAAUAAAAACAAAACGAAGCGCGACGUCAUUGACGCUCCGUUACGCGAGCGAACACAAGAGAACAAAAACAACGUAUUCAUUGUUUAUCAGAUCUUUUUUCACAGAUAACGUUCAAUAUUCAAAUCAAGGAUUACUUACAUAUUGAGACUGGAGCGCAUUGACGUCGCGCCGUCGGUUCUCGAGCUUCUCCCCCGCCCCCCCGCUCGUCAAAUCGGUUACGUUCGUCUUAUAUAUACAUGUGCGACUGCGAAUCUAUAGGGAGAAAUUAUUACUCUGAACAUAUGAUGAAUUAAGACACACUUGCGCACGUAAUGCAUGCAAUGUGUGCAAAUUUUUAGUUCGAGUAAUAGUCCUUUUUUCAUUUUUGAAGUGGACGAGACGACAAGAUACAAAGCCAAGCUACGAUACGAGUAACAACGUAAUUUUUCAUAUUGUGUUAUAUUGUCCUUGGAUUGCGAGAGCGUCACGAUUUUCUGGAGAGGAAUUCGAUCGCCGAUUCUUGUUUGCAAAAUUCGACUGCAGAUAUAUACGUUCUGAUACGUGUGUGUGGUGACCGAGAUGCAUUAUCAAUAAAUAAUCAUUUAUUACGCUAUAAGCGAUACACAAUACCUAUGCUAUACAUACAUACAUACAUAUACAUAUAUAUGUGCGUGUGUGUGUAUAUAUAUAUACAUAUAUAUAAAAGAAUGUUAUAAAUACAAACCUAGUUAAUUGCAAACCUAGUAUGUAUUGCCGCUUCAACAAUGCCCAAACAUUACUCGCAUAAUUCAAAACAAACAAACAAUUUCAAGUUAAUUCUUUUUUAAGAAGACAA